UAUAUUUCGGGCAGUCCUCGCUGAAUCGUCCAGAAACCACCAAUGUCGUUGUGAGACGGAAGCGCCCGUACAGAAUUCGUCAUCGUUCAUUUCUUUUUUUUCCAAGAUGCGUGUCCCGAUUCUGCUUGUGUUUUUCCCGUGCUUGAUCAUAUUCGUGAAAGCACAAGUACCACCACCUAAUGUGCACCUGGAGAAGAUUUCAACUUUGUACGUUCCGUCGCGGUACAAUUCUCACGAUUACCCGGAAUUCAAGCUUGGAAGGCAUGCCGCAGAACAGCUUGCUUACGAUCCUGCACAAAAAAUCUUAUACGUGACAGGCGAAGAAAGGCUGAAUGUGGUUGAUCUUUCCAACCCAUCGGAUCCGAUAAUGCUGUACCGGAAACAGUUUGUCAAAAUGGAUCCGACAGAUGUAGAAUACUGCGGAAAUCACGUGUUUGUUUCCGUUGCUAACGACGAGAAACCGGAAGAUGGAAAAGUAUUGGUGUUCCGGAAGUACAACAGACGACAUAACACGAUGCCCAUUGUGCUCGAGGUUGUCGUUGGUCCCUCUCCAAAUAUGCUGCUCCCAACCAUAAACUGUCAAAAGGUACUCGUGGCCCUAGAGGGGGAGGCAUUCGCCAGGGGCGGGAAUCUAAUUGACCCAGAGGGCGCCAUUGGUCUCCUCAAAUUCCCUUCCAGUUACAUAUCCGACACAACUUACAGCUACAAAGUGUUGGAUUUCCGCAGCUUUAACGACAAAUACCCAAUACUAGCAAGAAGUGGCGUUCGCUAUGUCUACAAAGAAAAUGGAAACACCCUGGCGCAGGAUUUAGAACCAGAACAUAUUACAUUCAGUGCAGAUGAAAAGAAGGCUUACAUCAGUUUGCAGGAAAAUAAUGCAAUUGCUGAAGUCGACAUGGUAUUAGAAACUAUCACCGAUCUUCGCGGACUUGGAUUCAAAGAUUGGACAAAAUACAAACUGGACCCCAGUGAUGAAGAUGGAGGUAUCAAUAUCUACCCCUAUCCUAUAUACGGUAUGUACCAACCUGACGCCAUUCGAACAGUUACAAUUGGUGGGAGGGAGUACAUUGUAACAGCCGACGAGGGCGACAGCAAAGACUACUCAGGACUGAAACUGACGACUUCCGGAUUUGAUGAGACUAAGCGGGUCAGGGAUAUCACACUCGCUAACAAUUCUGAAGUACUCCAAUGGGCCAGAAAGCGAAAGAUACCAAGCAUUCAACAUGAUGCUUUGUUAGGCAAACUUUCCGUUUCAACACAAGAAGGACGUCUAAGAGAUGGCACGUAUGACAAACUGUAUUCCUAUGGAGGGCGUGGCUUUUCUGUCCUACGAUCUGACACAAUGGAGCGUAUUUACGACAGCGGAUCGAUCGUGGAAGAAUCCCAUGCGAUGCAAUUUCCCAAACUGUUCAACUCCUAUGCCAAAUCAUCUGUAAAUAUUACAGACACACAGGACAGUCGUUCUGACAGCAAGGGACCAGAGUGCGAAAGUUUAGCUGUAGCCUAUUCCGGAACAAGAGUUAUUGUAUUUGUCGGCUGCGAACGGCCUGGCACCAUUAGUAUCUACUCCUUCAACAGUAACAUGACUGAGGGGACAUUGGAAAGCAUAAACAGUGGCGCCAAGACCGUCCUCGGGACGUGGGGCGAAGCAUUUGAUGGUGGAUUACUGACGGAUAUGGAUACGGAUGAUAUUAAAUACCUCCCUCCAUUCCAAAGCCCGACGGGUCAGCCAUUGUUGGUGGUUACUGGAUCAGAUACCGGGACAGUGUCGCUCUUCCACGUGCGUGGAUUGGACAAUCCUUUACCAAAUCCACGAGUCAAUUCUAGGGUUCCAGUCAAACCUCUUCAAAGCUCACCUCUCCCAGAAUCAACCCCUAAAUCUUCAACAAAAACCAGUUCAGCAAGCCCCAGUAAAAGUCGUCAAGGAAAGAAACUUCGUGGCAGAAAACAAAACAAAACAAGAAACAACAAGUUUACCCAACGUAAUAACAAAAGAAACAAUAAAAUUAAAGCCAGCAGGAAAAACAAUAGAAUUAAAGCCAGCAGGAAAAACAAUAGAAUUAAAGCCAACAGGAAAAACAAUAGAAUUAAAACCGGCCAGAAAAACAAUAGAAUUAAAGCCAGCAGGAAAAACAAUAGAAUUAAAACCGCCCAGAAAAACAAACAGAAAAACAAACAGAACAUCAAAAAGAAAACCGGUCUUUCUAGGAAGGCCAAAGGACGUCCAAAGAGAACCAAAGCGACGAAAACAACGUCAAAAACAAAAGCAGGUAAAAAAGCAAAAGCAAACAAACCGAACAGCAAAGGAGCCAAAGGGAAAGGGCAAAGGUCAAAUAAAGGGACGAAAUCAAAACAGGGGAAGAAAUCGAAAACAAAAUCCAAGAAAGUCUAAGAGUAAAGUGUGAUUGCCUCUAUAGACAAACGGUGGUUUCAACAUGAAUAUAACAAUUCUCAGAGAUUUUCUGUCAUAUUAUGUAUUUGUACGUUUUGGAAUGAGUAUAUAAAUUUACUGUUUUAACGUC
This is a messenger RNA of Magallana angulata, 2522 nucleotides long. RefSeq lists its product as uncharacterized. NCBI's taxonomy places the organism in Eukaryota, Metazoa, Mollusca, Bivalvia, Ostreida, Ostreidae. The transcript has 13 exons. The record is from RefSeq and is a predicted model, not a curated record. The coding region runs from base 107 to 2392 and encodes 761 amino acids.